Molecule: messenger RNA, 1853 nt
Organism: Dipodomys spectabilis (banner-tailed kangaroo rat)
Lineage: Eukaryota; Metazoa; Chordata; Mammalia; Rodentia; Heteromyidae
Gene: Dnajb9
Product: DnaJ heat shock protein family (Hsp40) member B9
Exons: 3
Coding region: 145-810 (221 amino acids)
Cellular component (GO): endoplasmic reticulum
Molecular function (GO): protein-folding chaperone binding; misfolded protein binding
Source: RefSeq, a predicted model, not a curated record
ACCAGCCGGGGACACCCGCCAGUAGGGAGCGGGCUGAGAGGGGAGGCGGUGGUAUCCUCGGCCCCGGGAGCGAGAGGUCGGUGUGCCGGUGACCGUGAGGCGAGCGUCGGCCCAGGGAGGCCGCGGAGGCUGGGGACAUUAGAAAUGGCUACACCCCAGUCAGUUUUCAUCUUUGCAAUUUGUAUUUUAAUGAUAACAGAAUUAAUUCUGGCCUCAAAAAGCUACUAUGAUAUCUUAGGAGUGCCAAAAUCUGCAUCAGAACGCCAAAUCAAGAAGGCCUUUCACAAAUUGGCCAUGAAGUACCACCCUGACAAAAAUAAGAGCCCUGAUGCUGAAGCAAAAUUCAGAGAGAUUGCAGAAGCAUAUGAAACUCUUUCAGAUGCUAGUAGGCGAAAAGAAUAUGAUACACUUGGACACAGUGCUUUUACUAAUGGUAAAGGACAAAGAAGUGGAAGUCCUUUUGAGCAGUCAUUUAACUUCAAUUUUGAUGACUUAUUUAAAGACUUUAACUUUUUUGGUCAAAACCAAAAUUCUCGGUCUAAGAAGCAUUUUGAAAAUCACUUCCAGACACGCCAGGAUGGUUCCAGUAGACAAAGGCACCAUUUCCAGGAGUUUUCUUUUGGAGGUGGAUUGUUUGAUGACAUGUUUGAAGAUAUGGAAAAAAUGUUUUCUUUUAGUGGUUUUGACAACACCAAUCAGCACACAGUACAGACUGAAAAUCGAUUUCAUGGAUCUAGUAAGCACUGCAGAACUGUCACUCAAAGAAGAGGAAACAUGGUUACUACGUAUACUGACUGUUCUGGACAAUAGUGGGCCCUUUUUUUCUGUUGUCACUAAAACCAUCUUGUUGACUUUUCCUCAAUAUCUUUGAUGAAAAAAGUUUUCUGUGAAUUGCUUUGACAAGUGCAUGAUUUCGCUUUAAGCAAUUUGAUAUAGCUAUUACAUAUAUUUAAGUUAUUCUAACAUUCAACAUUCAGUAGACAAAAUGUAAUAUUAAUUUUCCUUAUUAGGAAUUUUUUUAUAAAAAGAAUUCUGCCAAGUCAUUUUUCUUUACUUACCUUUGAGUUCCUAAAAGUAGCAAGUUUUAGUAUCAAAAAGAAAGAUUGAAUUUGGGUGAUACACAUUUAAAGAAAUGAAUUGUGUAAAUUUAGAUGAUUUUUUACAGUGAAACAUUUGCUAAUACGAAAUUGCAUGCUUUGUGGCAUCUGUUAAUUCAGUUGCUAAAUGUAUAUGAGAUUGUAUAAUUGAGUCAUUCAGCAAAGGAGAUCAGUAUGUUGGUUAAUUACCACUAAAAGCUUUAGGAAAGGAUGGUUUUAUUUUUGCAACCAAAUCAUGCCUUUUCUAUGGUAGAAUUGGGGUAAAGGAAGUAUAUUGCUUAUAGUCAGUGAAGCAGAAAAAGUUGAAAAUUUGUGAAAUAUUGCCAAGAGAUUGUUAGUGUGUGUAGGCCCUGAAUAAUGGUUUUUUUAAGAUUGAAAUUAUAACUACUUACACAUUUCCCCCACCUUUCUUUUUAACCCUGUAGGUCUUCAUACAAAUUUAUGUAGUCUUUUUUUGUGUGUACAUAGUUCUUCCUCUUUGCACUUACCUUGGUCUAGAGAUUGCACUUAUCUUCAUCUAAUACCUCAUUCUUUUGUAAAACCAGCCAGUAAUUUCUGUGCAACCUUAUUAUGUGCAAUAUUUUAAAAUCCUAAGACGUGUGUAUUUUGGUUUUUAGAUAGACUUAUUUCUUUAGUUUGGCACUUUUCCACAUUAUACUCCAUAUGAGUAUUAAUCCUUUGGAUGCACAUUAAAACUAGUAAUGUCUCAUACAACAUUGUGUGUGAGUGAGAGAAAUAUAAAUAUUUACAACCUGA